Molecule: messenger RNA, 1075 nt
Organism: Carica papaya (papaya)
Lineage: Eukaryota; Viridiplantae; Streptophyta; Magnoliopsida; Brassicales; Caricaceae
Product: triphosphate tunnel metalloenzyme 3-like
Source: RefSeq, a predicted model, not a curated record
CCUGCAUCCUCUUCCACCGCCUCCUCCUCCCUCCUUCACCUCCUCGAUCCUCCCCACCAUAAUCCCACCUCGAAAUCGCAUCGCAUCGGCCUCUCCCCUUAAACCCUAAUCCUCCAAAUCCGAACCCACUUCUUCCUUUAUCCUCAGUAAUGGAAGUCGAAGUCAAGCUACGCCUCCCGGACGCCGCUGCCCACCGCCGUCUCACGACUCUUCUCUCCUCCUUCCACAUUAAAACCCUUCACCAGCGGAAUUUCUUCUUCGAUACUUCACAGAGUGACCUCUCCUCUCGUCGCGCCGUCCUCCGCCUCCGCUUCCUCGAGAACGACGCCGUUUCUCGCUGCAUCGUCUCCCUCAAAUCGAAGCCCACCCUUGUCAAUGGAAUCAGCCGCGUUGAAGAGAAUGAGGAGGAUCUCGAUUUUUCCGUCGCCAGAGAAUGCGUUGAUGAUCCUUCAAAGUUGCUAUCCAUCGAAUCGAGGGUCUUGAAGAGAGUUGGGGAGGAGUUCGGGGUUGGGGCUGAAGUGGGGCUCGCUUGCUUGGGCGGGUUUGAGAACUUGAGGGAAGUCUACGAAUGGAAUGGGGUCAAACUGGAGGUCGACGAGACGAGGUAUGCAUUUGGUACUUGUUACGAGAUUGAGUGCGAGAACGAGGAUCCUGAAAGGAUCAAGAAAAUGAUCGAGGAGUUUUUGAGAGAGAAUGAGAUUGGAUUUUCUGAUUCUGAGAUGACCAAGUUUGCUGUUUUCCGAUCCGGAAAGCUGCCUCAGCAGGUCAUCAGCUAAUAUGAGCGUUGGUGGGUUAUUUGUUGGGGCUGGCAAUGAAACGAGGUUUUGACAUUAACAUUCUGCCACGACCCAGUGACGAUUUUAUUCUGCUGUCCCUCGUCUUAGCUACUCUCACGGUGCCCUUUCUGUUCGCAUGCUAGUAUGCAAUAAAAUACGAAAUUCUUAUCAUUGUGUACUCGCUUGAAGUUCAGGAACAAAUUUCUUGCUUUGUGUGUUUGCAAUAAAAUUUCGAUUAAUGAUCAUCUCGUAUAUUUUUGUUUUGUCAAUAAUAUAUUUGAGCCGUGGUUACACUGUCA